This is a messenger RNA of Cadophora gregata, 2706 nucleotides long. It is a transcript of the gene SPC98, whose product is annotated as Microtubule-nucleating Tub4p (gamma-tubulin) complex component. Gene Ontology annotation, molecular function: gamma-tubulin binding; microtubule minus-end binding. Gene Ontology annotation, cellular component: mitotic spindle pole body; gamma-tubulin small complex; spindle pole. Lineage: Eukaryota; Fungi; Ascomycota; Leotiomycetes; Helotiales; Ploettnerulaceae. The transcript has 2 exons. The coding region runs from base 1 to 2706 and encodes 901 amino acids. Gene Ontology annotation, biological process: mitotic cell cycle; spindle assembly; cytoplasmic microtubule organization. The record is from RefSeq and is a predicted model, not a curated record.
AUGUCGUCCCGCAAGCAGCGCGUUAGCAACGGCAUCAACUCCCUAGUGCGACGACUUUUGGUUGAGAUUCCUGGUGAAGAUCCCGCAUCGGCACAGGAGCGGGAAAACAAUGCGGUUGAUUUCGUUACAGAGGUUCUGCAAAGCUCAAGAGGCCCAGCCGUCAUUGCGGAUGUGAAUCAAGCAUCAGACCUGAUCAAAAAGCGACUAAUACAGACGAAUCCAAGCCCUGACAAAGCCCUCCGAUUCACGAAUCUCUACAGCAAACUGCUCUCCAUACCAGUCAUCAAUCAGAAAUGGGCCGUACUGUAUUUUCUAUACCAAUUGAGCGAUCAUCAGCCAAAGGCGCUGCCGGUCCUUACAAGCCCUUUCAAAAGCCCCGUGAAAAAUGGACGACGACCUAGGAAUUUGGAGAGCGAUAUUCAGAGGUCGCCAGAAUAUGGUCAAAAGAGUGAGGACAGAAGUCUAACCGAAGCAUUUGCGCCAGAGGGUUUGAAGAAAAUCCCAGAACGGGAGGGUGGUCAGCGAGAUAGGAAGGAGGAGGCACAAGCAUUUGCCAGAUCUGCAGCUCUGCAACGAGAAGGGGUUGCUUUGAAGACGGCACUUCUUGCUGAGAACUAUGUUGAAAUCGAUCCUCCGGAAACAGCGCUGCUGCGAGAUUUACCCUUCACUCUCCAAGGCCUAUCAUCAACCCAUUUUCCAUUCUCCUCGGAUUCGACCGUCAUACUGCCAGCCACGCUGCCAGUCCCUAUUAUAUCUAUUCUCCAUACUCUAGCAGAGCCAUCACUAUUAUACCGAGGACUUUCUUCCUUCACUCAAUCUCCCGGCGGAGGACUUCUAGGACAGAGUUUGAGGGCCGCGAUUGGCGGAGAACUCAGAUCAUACCUUGGUUUAGUGGCUACUUUGGAAGGUCAAAUCCGGCGAGCGUUAUCUUCUCUGGACGAGAAAGAGCCAAGGGGUGGCAUUGGGAAGGCUGGAGUGACCUUGAAACGAUGUGUUGUUUGGACACGCGAAGCGACUAUGGGAUUACGAUUGAUGAGCCUGAUAAGCGAAGAGUCGAAAAGCAAAAAAGGGGGCCAGCUGAUUUCAUUGAUACAUGGAUUCUCCUCAUCUCACGGCGAUCCAAUGGUCGGGGCAUUUGCAGAACGGCUGCUUACUCAUGUCACUCGACCUUUUUAUGACAUGUUGAGGCAUUGGAUUUACGAUGGAGAACUUUCUGACCCUUAUCAUGAAUUCUUCGUUUCUGAGCAAGACCCAAAUGCGGUCAAUGAUACUCCAGAUAGCAGGAGUCGAGGAGGAGCUAGCAGUGUUUGGGAGGACAAAUACAAGCUCAACGAGGACAUGGUGCCGACUAUCAUCACACAAGAUUUUGCCCAAAAGGUCUUCUUGAUUGGCAAAUCACUCAAUUUUAUCCGAUACGGUUGUGGGGACUCUCAAUGGGUGGAAGAAUAUUCCAAGGCGGCUUCUAAGGAGUUGCGAUACGGUGAUACCGCCACACUUGAGACUUGGAUCGAUGAAGCUUACAAGACAACCAUGGCACGUCUCAUUCAUCUGAUGUCUGAGAAAUUCCAUCUGUUUGAGCAUUUGAAGGCACUUAAGAAUUACAUCCUCCUAGGACAGGGCGACUUCAUCGCACUUCUUAUGGAAUCACUUUCUUCUAACCUUGAUCGACCUGCAGGGGCUCAAUACCGUCACACGUUGACAGCGCAACUUGAACAUGCCAUUCGCGGUUCUAAUGCUCAAUAUGAUUCUCCCGAGGUACUUCGUAGAUUGGAUGCUCGGAUGCUGCAGCUCUCUCACGGAGAUAUUGGAUGGGACUGCUUCACUUUGGAGUACAAGAUUGACGCCCCUGUUGAUGUGGUUGUCACGGAAUGGGGAAACCGUCAGUACCUCAAAGUGUUCAACUUUUUGUGGCGAAUCAAGCGUGUUGAGUUUGCUCUUGCAUCGACUUGGCGAAAGUGUAUGACUGGUGCCCGUGGUGUUCUUCAGGGUGAAGAUCAGAACGUGGCGAAGGCUUGGAAACUUACCAGAGGCGUUCUUGCUGAGAUGAUCCAUUUCAUUGGCCAAUUGCAGUACUACAUUUUGUUCGAAGUCAUUGAAAGCUCUUGGGAUGAAUUACAAACAUCAAUCCACAAGGAAGGAUGCACUUUGGACGAUAUCAUCAAGGCUCACACGAAGUACUUGAAUGCCAUCACACAUAAAGGACUUCUAGGAGCGAAGAAGAAGCACCACGGGGAAGUUGACGAGAACACUUUUAUGGUACAGCUCGGGGAGAUUCUUCGGCUUAUGCUCACUUAUCGAGAUGCUGUGGAUGGACUUUAUAGCUGGGCAGUCUCGGACUUCACCAGACGCCAAGGUGCUGAUGUCCGACAGGAAGCCCAGAUGAGACGAGAGGAUGAAGAUGGCUUAUUGGUCAACACUCCUGCGACAACCCGCCGUGGACCUCGCCAUCUCCCCGAUUCUACACCGGCCCAGAUACCAGACGAUAUCAUACCUGAUGAAUUUCCCGUUCUGCAAGAGCGGCUUCAAUCUUUAGGGGGACACUUCAAAUCCAGGGUGUGUUUGCUGCUGGGUGACCUGGCUUACCAACCCGACGUGGACAUGAGAUUCUUGGGUGUAGUGAUGAAUUUCAACGACUGCUAUCAGCCUGUUCGGAAGAAGUCAAGCAGGCCAGCAGGGACAGCAAGGAGUUCAGCGAAGUCCGGAUGA